This is a messenger RNA of Drosophila kikkawai, 1462 nucleotides long. Its product is annotated as cofilin/actin-depolymerizing factor homolog. Gene Ontology annotation, biological process: actin filament severing; actin filament fragmentation. The record is from RefSeq and is a predicted model, not a curated record. Gene Ontology annotation, molecular function: actin filament binding. NCBI's taxonomy places the organism in Eukaryota, Metazoa, Arthropoda, Insecta, Diptera, Drosophilidae. Gene Ontology annotation, cellular component: actin cytoskeleton; actin cortical patch; cytoplasm.
AGCAGCUCCCAGUGGGCCCUGCCCUGUGCCCUGCCCUUUGGCAUUCCCAUUGAUAAUCCCAGAUCUAAAUUCAAAAGUUUCAUGUGUAAAUUAACCCAGAGUCAUGGCCACUGGCAUUCCCUUGAGCAGCGAGUGCAAGCAUGUCUUUGACCAGAUCUGGCGACUGAAGCAGCACCGCUAUGCCAUCUUUAGGAUCGAGAACGAACGCCGGAUCCGGGUGGAAUGGCUGGGGGUACGGGAAGCCGGCUACGAGGAGUUUCUGGCAGAUUUGUGCCGCGCUGGUCCGGAUCAAUGCCGCUAUGCUGUGUACGAUUAUGCCUAUAGGCAGCAGUAUCAGGGCACUACGGGCACCCGACUGCGGGAGAAGCUAUUCCUUAUGCUGUGGUGUCCAUCGCAGGCUCAGAUCAAGGACAAGAUGCUGUACUCCAGCACAUUUGCGGUGCUCAAGCAGGAGUUUGUGGGCGUGGGAAAGUGCAUACAGGCCACCGAGUUGGAUGACAUUCAUCGGGACAGGGUGGAGAAUGAGCUGUGCUGGGACAGGGAGGAUUAGGAGGAGGAGGGAGGAUUCUAUGGACGCUUCCUUUUCUCAUUAUCUGCGAGACUAAAAAUACUUUUGCGAGGGCAAAGUUUUGGAAUUCCGACUUUUUUAUCUCAUCCAUAAAUCAGAGGCAAGUUGAGAGAGCCAAGGAUCCUCGUCCUGGGGCGACGCCGCCGCCGCCGGCGCGGCUUUCCAUAUCAUUUGGCAGCAGUCGGAAAUUAAUCAAAUUGACGAGGAGCACGUCACCAGGCUCAAUUGCUACACUUCAAACAGGAUUUUUCGCAUUUAAUGUGCUGUGCAUCGCAUCGAUUCCCGGCAACCAAUUGGAAAAGUUAAUGCGAAUGGAAAUGAAACCGACAUGAAAACUGAAAAUGAAAAUGUGAAUGAAAAUGUUACUGAAUAUGUGAACCCUUGCUGAUGUCUUGCGAUGAUGAUGAUGAUGUGCAACUGCUGCAGGAUGGACAUGGUGUAAUUUUAUCUUCUCAGCUGUGGGGAAUAUCAACAAGGACAAUCACAAGGACAACUCGGAAUUCAAGGAAAACGGUUAACAGCCAGGAAGUUGGACAAAGAAAGCCAUGCUUUCAAAUGAAGCGAGGGAAACGCAAACAAAAAGAUAAAGAAAAAAAGAAGAAAACCUCAAAGAGAUGCAGUCAUAAAUUCUGGCAAGCUCCUUCGUCCUUUUUUUUUUCGCAACAAAUGCGGAUGGAUGUGGCACACACACACAGUCAGUCGGGGCGAGUGUAAAUAUCAAAGCAAAGGCAAAAAAGAAAAAGAAAAGCGAAACCCGAAAUCCACGCAAAUCUAGUGGAAAAUUAAAAUUUUGCCAAUUUAUGCGUGCCACAGGGAAGGGGGUUGUUACACUGAAAAUAAAUUGAAAGAAUUUGAAAAUAUAUAAAUAAAAAGAAAAUUAAUUAAUUAAUUAAA